AUGCCCAUCCCUACGCGUUCGCUUUCACUCCGUGAGCCCCGUAAGCAGCCGUCAACUCUCGGACGCACAAGCUCAACCAGGACCGUUUCGACCUCCAUCUCCUCCGGACCCUCGAAUCCUCCCUCCUCGUCUGGGAGCGACAAUGGCACCAAGACCAAGAGCCUUUUGCCCGUUCGUGACGAGGGCCGCUCCACGGCGUCACCGGGACGCAUCCCAAAACCGCAAGACAGUCGACUGCCUGAGCGGGGAACCAGGCUCGUUCAGAAGCCGACACAGCGGGACCCGCGACCGGUCGAGCCGACCGGUCUCACUCGACGCCAAAGCUUGAUUCGACCCAGUCCGCUCAAACCGACCUCGUCUGUUCGCACUCCUUCGGUCUCUACCGGCUCAACAACUCCCUUGACCACCCCGAAACUGACUACAUUCGCGCAAGGCCCGCCCUCGCCGUCCAAAUCGGACGUCUCCUCCAGCCAGAAUGGCCGCACAGUGUCGCCGAAGAAGACGAGCAUGGCUCCUCCGCCACGACCGGUUCGAUCAGCAUCGUUGAGGCAGCCGGCGAGCUCCAGUGCCGGGACCGGGUCUCCGGCGACCGCCAGAGGGCAUAUUCGACAUCGUAGUCAGGUCACAACGGUGCCCAGUCAGGUUUCCAAAAAACUGGAGCCGCCUUCGCCGUCGACAACUACACCACGGUCUCGUGCCGGGUUUACAACCUACCAACAGCAGGUCUCGCCAAGGAAGGUCAGUGACAAGCUCGCCGUCGCGCAGUCCUCCGGUGGCUCUACGGAGUCUGACCCUGCUUUGAUUUCGGCAUCUUGGCCGGAGAUUGCAUCACUCCAAACCGAGCUACUACAACUCAGUCUUCUACACCGGUCUUCCCUCCAACAGAAUGUGCAGUGGAGAACCCAGGCCGAGGCGCAGCUACGGUCGAAAUACGAUUCGGUCGCGGGACGAUACCGGACCAUGAUCGUCGAAGAGAAGGAGCACCAACGGCGGCUAAACGGGCUGGCCUUGAGCGGGUGGCUCAAAAAUACGCGGGAGCAUAACGGGCAACAGGGGUUUGGGGAACAAAUCCGCAUCCUGUCUCAGGUUACGCAGGAAGUCUGUGAUUUAAAUGAUAGCUUGGCGGGCCGAUACACAUUGGCCGUGCAGGGAUUCGAAGACUGGUUCUACAAGGCGAGAGAAAUCAAGAAUUACCGGCUGGAGCAGGGAGGGGGUGUUGGCCACGUCGUGUUCAUCGACCCCAUCGACCCAGCGUGGAAGGAGGAGGCGUAUGCCAUGACCAUGCAGUUGGAACUCUGCGCGAGACAGCUAGAGAGUCUCGACAUUCUGGGCUACGGGGAGGUAGAGCGGCUGGACAAUUCCGCCCUCCUGCGAAUGACCCGGGGCCUGGAUGAGAUGGUCAAAUUGAUGGUGGACGAACUGAACGCCAUCCGUAAGAUCGAGGCCGAUAUCACCAGAUCAGAGCGACAGUGGGUUAGUCAGCUCACGCGGCAGUUCAUGGCACGACGAUCCCAGGAGACAAGAUCCUCGGAAUUGGGAAUGUGGAGACAGACGUCGCUGAAGUCCUAG
This is a messenger RNA of Aspergillus melleus, 1569 nucleotides long. RefSeq lists its product as uncharacterized. The record is from RefSeq and is a predicted model, not a curated record. NCBI's taxonomy places the organism in Eukaryota, Fungi, Ascomycota, Eurotiomycetes, Eurotiales, Aspergillaceae. The transcript has 2 exons. The coding region runs from base 1 to 1569 and encodes 522 amino acids.